This is a messenger RNA of Rhipicephalus microplus (southern cattle tick), 3568 nucleotides long. RefSeq lists its product as uncharacterized. Lineage: Eukaryota; Metazoa; Arthropoda; Arachnida; Ixodida; Ixodidae. Gene Ontology annotation, biological process: negative regulation of DNA-templated transcription. The record is from RefSeq and is a predicted model, not a curated record. Gene Ontology annotation, molecular function: transcription corepressor activity. Gene Ontology annotation, cellular component: nucleus.
UACAUUUGUCCACGCCUCUUAACUUGCCCGUUGAUGGCGUCGAAUAUGCGUGGAUAAGUUGCGAGUGUACAUUGCAUUCUUCGUGAGUUUAAAGCCGUCACAAUGGGUAAAGGAUACAACAACUACAUGUGCAAAAAGCCAUUUCAUCCUGCCUCAAGGGACAACAUCAAAAGGACAUGGAUGGCAGAACAGAGGACUGAGAAUGAAAAAAGAAAGCAAGAGGAGCUGAAGUUGCAGUAUGAGAAGGAACAGGAUCUUUAUAACAACAGGUCUAUGGUCAGUAAGGAGAGCAAGGAAAAACUGUCGCUCAAUUUCAUGUAUGAAGCCCCACCUGGUGUCAAAAGAGAGCAUCAGAAGGAAGAUGAUGAGCCUGAAUUCAAGUUCGAGUGGCAGCGCAAGUACAAUGCACCACGAGAAGACUUUGCCAAGGACAACAAGGAGAUUCGUGACCAGCCGUUCGGUAUCCCUGUGCGCAAUGUUCGAUGCAUUAAGUGCCACAACUGGGGUCACAUCAACACUGACAGGGAGUGCCCCAUGUUUAACCAGGCUUCUACGUCUUCAGGUGGCAUAAGCAUGGACCCGCUGGAGUUGAUGAAACAAAUGAGGGAUGAUGGACUCCAAAUGAAGGCCAGUGCCUUGGGACAUGGCUUCAGUGUGAGCCAAGCGAAUCAGCUGCUUGUACCAAGUGACGACGAAGAUCGCGGUGACCCUGAGGUGGCAUUCUUGAAGUCUCUCAGCAUGAAGCAGAAGAGAAAACUCCUGCUGAAACUAAACAAGAUGGCAAAGAAACAAGACGCAAAAGCUGAGAAGAAGAAACGUAGCAAGGACAAGAAGAAGUCCAAGAAAAGAAAGCACAAGCAUGGUGGCAAAAAGGGAAGUUCCAGUAGUGAGAGCUCCGACUCUGAUGUGGCUAAGCGAAGAAAAGAUCGCAAACGGAAGAAGCACGGGGGAAGUGGCAAGAAAAAGGCAUUCAAGAAGGGCUCCAGCCACGAGAGCAGUGGAUCGAGCAGCAGCUCAGAUGAGUCGAGCUCUUCAAGCGACUCUAGCAGUCGCUCAUCCUCUUCAGACGGCAGCGACGACCCACGCUCACGCAAGCGACGGGCCUCUGAAGAGCCUAGUACGACCACAACCGACAUGUCAUCCUCCAAAAGAGCCAAGCACGGCCGCAAGAAGAAGGAGUCCAAGAGACACCGACAUGGCAAGAAAGCCUCCGGCUCGAGUGAUAGCGAGGACAGCUCCACUGGGGACAAACACCACAAGAAGAGGAAGAAGCACAAGUCCUCAAAGGAAAAGAAGCCGCUCAGGGGAAAAGUUCCACUCAAAGAGAAGACAAGCAAAGGCAUCAGCAGCCUCGUGGAUGAGCUGAAGGAAUUGCUCCCCAAGACAGGUGGAGCAGGGUCUCUCUUUAAUGAUGGCAAAGCACAAAAGCCCCCAGGACUGCUUUUCAGUGACCCCAUGAAAGACCUGCUGCCAAAGCCAGCUUCAUCUUUCUUGGACGAUGACGUGGAGGAAGCCGUUUCUAGAAAGGACCGGUCCUCCUCUCACCACCUAGCCAACCUUUUUGGGGAGACAUCAUCGAAGAACGGCUCUGCUAUGUUUAGCGAAUCACUGAGUGAUUUUUCAAAGUCAAAGGACACCUCUGCGCUGUUUGAGGAGUCUUUGGAUGACCUAUCAGCGAGGCACGUGGCUGAGCCUCCUAACGACAUGCCUGCAUCCAAGCCGCUGUUUAAGGACACUUUCAAAGAGCUUGUCGCUAAGCCAAGUGGUGGAGCCACUUCCGGCGUGUCAAUAUUUAGUGGGGACCUUGACGAUCUGCUACCCAAAGGGCACGACUCCUCUGAUGAAGAGUUGAGGAAGCCACCAUCACCUCCGAGGGCAAGCUUUAAAAAAGAACUGGGCAAACCACAGAAAGUAAUAGAUUUUGAUUUCAACCUGGAAGGACUUGACGAAGAGGAUGGCUUUGGUGGCACUGCUAAGAGUGUCCCCAAAGUGACUGCUGGCGGCAGUAGCCAGCUGAUCCAUUUUGACAUCGACUUUGAGAACCUUGAAGCAAACAGCAGUGUACCUAACAGCUCCAAAGAGAAGUACUCACCAUCAUCUCCGACUUCGGUUAUGAAGAAAGAUUGCGGCUCAGACCCUGAGCCUGACAUGAUGAGUUGCCUGCUAAGGAAUCCGUCUCCACCACCUCCUCGCAGAAACAGCAGCUCCAACUCAAGCCCGGACCUGUAGCUGUGCACGUGUUUCGUUUUUAUGAAAAGGGAAAACCAGUGCUGUAGCUGUAUAGACACGCAUUUUAUCACACUACAGCUUCGAAAUCACUGUCGUAUUAGUUAUUGUCUCUCUUGUCAUGUUUGUCAGGUGGAUUACUGUAAACGCAACAAGUUCAAUGCUGGCACCUUGUGCGUCAGUGUACAUUUAAAAGUUUGAUAAAGGGGUAAGGUGACACGGUCUGUUUAUUUUUAUUGUAUCGCACAAAGCACUCUGUACACGGGUGGAACCAAAGAUAAGCGGAACAUAGUGCUAAGCUUUAUUGUGACAAAUUUGAAUCCCUGUGUAUUUAACGAGGCAUUAAGUGUCAAAAUGUGGGCUUCAACAUGCAUCAGUGCAGUUAAUGCAGUGCCUUGUUCUGUUUAGUUCUGGUUCCAUCUUGUGCAUGUCAUCUCAACAGUAGCACGGUGUGUUGUAUGGCGCUUGUUAUCAAAUGAGCAUUUACCGCUGCUGCAUACACAUGCGUAAGAUGUCUACGGACACUUUUAGCUCGUGUACUAACCUGGGCAGAUGUGUGUUCAUGAAGAGUGAAGGACACAUUUUAGGGUAGAGUGUUAAUGACAGCAGCACUGUGAAGAUUUCCAUCGUAUUUGCUCAUCGUAAGUAACCACCAGCAACUUUUCUUUGUUUUGCUCUUAAUGUUCGAGCUCUUGUUAAGGGAGAUAAAAUAUACUGCAGAGAAGCAUUGGUACAAAUUUUGUGUGGGAAUCUUCACUGUAGCUUGUGCCACUGUACUGCGAAGCCAGUUCCAAUUUUAACUUGUGUCGUGCGAGUUUUCGCACUUCGAUUUAGUUGUCUCACUGCCUUCCUCAGUGAAAUACGCACAUGCCUUGUACAGCAAAAUACCACAUUGGCAUCAUUUUACCCAAUACACUGUCAUUCUUUAUUGUGGUGAUGCAUUUCAUGAUUAAGAGCACGUGUGCGUAUUUCAGCAUUCAUGGACACUGUAUGUUGCCUAAAUAAAAAAUGAAUAGAGUUAACCUCUUGUCAGUACAUGUUACUUCAAUAUUUUUCUCUUUGCACCCAACCAGUGUGUAUGUAUGCAGGCAAUUUUUCCUCCACACUUUGUCUCAGUGAAUAUCAGUCCUGGUCUGUCAUUUUUAUUAUUUUUUUCAUCUAUUUUACAUGAAAUUUGUCUUGCUAUAUCUCUUCUGAGUAGUGACUGCACAAGCUAAUGCCCAAUGGAAAUAGGCCAUGGUCCCUAUGUGUCUAGUACUCUGUAGAAGCAUGUGACAAAAAAAAUAUCCUUCUGCUGUUGUCAUUCAUGAAUAAAGACACUGGGUGUUCUCCCAAAAGUAAA